This is a messenger RNA of Babesia microti strain RI, 1638 nucleotides long. RefSeq lists its product as hypothetical. Bases 1 to 1638 code for a protein of 545 amino acids. The record is from RefSeq and is a predicted model, not a curated record. The transcript is spliced from 4 exons. Lineage: Eukaryota; Apicomplexa; Aconoidasida; Piroplasmida; Babesiidae.
AUGGGGUUGGUAAUGUUUAACUUUAGGUGUGUAUGUAUAUAUUUAGUAUACAUAUGCAUAAAUGUUACUUUGGUGGAAUCCACCCAAUCUAAGUCAAACAUAAUACUUACUGGAGCUCCCAACUUUCCAUCCGCACUAAUAAAUGAAUUCCAAAGGGAGUGCGGUAUAGAGACAGAUAAAUUGACUGUUGAUGGCAGUAAAAAUGUGUAUAAUGACCCAAAAAUAUCCAAAUUUAUUAGGCUUAUAAACGAAUGGUAUGCCAAAAACAAUUAUAUUGGAUCGGGGGUUAAAAAUGUAAGGGUGGAAGGUGGGAAUAAGUUACACGUUACUUGUAACGAACUAAUGGUGGAUAAAUAUAUACCAAUUGAAAUUCAUACUUUUACAAAUACCGGCGCUAGCGUCGGUAGAGCAGUAGACACCAACCCACCUAACGUCUUAGCCACUCUGUCAGGCAGCAAACUAAUAGGUAAACCUACGAACGAACGGAGUGUAUCAGAUAAUUUUAUAUUAAAGAAGCUGGGAUUGAGUCCAGGCAAAACUUUCCAAUGGAACCAUUCAAAAUGGGCGAUAAUUGAAGCAUGCGGACUUUUUAAAGGUAAUUCAGUGGUCAAACUGGUUAAAAAUCCAAAGGACGGUACAGUGACAUUACAUCUUUACGUUAUUGAAAAUCCCACGAAAAUCGUUGGACCAUUCCUCGGUAACAUUUUAAAUGCAUAUAAGGAACCAAUAUUUGGCCUCAAAUUUCAACAUAUCAAUUUGCUAGGCAAUGGAAUUAUUGGUACCCUUUGCACAUCAGCUGGGUUGUCAAAUGAAGGUUACGGAUUCAAAUCCAGACCAUAUAAGAUCGUUGCUAAUCUCACGUACGACAUAAUGGAGUCUUUUGUUUGGCUCCAAAACAAGUUACAUCAAUCUUGCCUGAUGGUGUCACUAAAAGGCUUUGCAGACAAUUCAAAAAUUGGAGGACUAGUGAAGUAUAAUGUUAAAUUGAGCGGUAAAGAUGGUCCAAGAGCCUCGCUAGUGACUGGUUUUUCUUCUAGUGAAAAAUUGCAAUCUCUUACGGAACUUAGGAGCAGUUCCAAAUUACUGAAUUGUAUAAUAGAUACAAAUUCCAGUGUCCUUGGUUAUAAAGAAUCAAAUAUAUGGAAGUUCAAAUACAGGGGUAAACUCAAUCUAAAUCUGCCCAUAAACAAAACUUUAUCAACCGCCAUUGAAUGCGGAAUGAGCACCAGUAUCUUGGAUAACAAAGAAACGGGUUGUGAUAUAGAGAUUAAAGGCUACCGCCCCCCAAAUUUGGGUAAAUAUAAUACUUCAUAUGAUAUAAACUUGAUACUGUACCAGGAUAUACCGAUAAAUCUGCCUACAUCCAAAGAAGACAGCAGCACUGUGCAAAUUGGAAAGGGUGUAGUCGGGGUUUAUUUUGCGGCGGGGGGUGGCAUUAAGCAAUUAGUUAAAGAGAACAUUGAAAAGAUCGAGUCCACAAUUGUGGCAACUGUAGGCCUUAUGGCAGGGGUUAACAACGCUAGAAUUUUCAUUGGAUUGCCCAUUAUUAAGGUUGACAACUAUGCCAAACCCUUCAAUUACUUCCCAAAUUUUGAUCCGAAGGUUACCCUGGAUAUUAGCGUACCAAUAAACAACUAA